Manis pentadactyla (Chinese pangolin) is the source of this 7258-nucleotide messenger RNA. RefSeq names its product carboxyl-terminal PDZ ligand of neuronal nitric oxide synthase protein. The record is from RefSeq and is a predicted model, not a curated record. The transcript has 5 exons. NCBI's taxonomy places the organism in Eukaryota, Metazoa, Chordata, Mammalia, Pholidota, Manidae. Gene Ontology annotation, molecular function: nitric-oxide synthase binding. The coding region runs from base 3287 to 4516 and encodes 409 amino acids.
GAGGCCUCUUGGUUCCUGUGGAACCCGUGCUCUGAGCUGGGCUUGGCUGGCUUGGCUGGCUGUCGGCGGACAGUGACGUGAACUUGGCCGGGGACGCAGGUGCGCCCGAUUCCGCCCCUCCUCUCCUGCCUUAUUCUCCUGGCAUUUGGGGUGGGAGGGACGCCCUCGGAGUCAGGGCAGGUGUGAUGUUGUGGCGACUGUCUUAAAGGAGCCUUGACGUCUGAAUUUGCGCCCAGCACCCUUGCAGAGACUGCCAUCCCGGCAUCCCAGCGGCCUGUCCGAACAGGUUUCCACACCUCUGUUAGUGAUCUUCUCAUUGCAGGCAGGAUUUGAUGCCAUCCUGGCCUCAGCAGGCAUCAUAAUGGAAUUUAACCUGCAGGAACGUAGAUGUAGUAUUUGAACUGCAACGGGAAGCACUGGCGUAGCUCUUGGGAGCAAAGCAUUGUUUGAGUCCCAAAGGCUUCCUGUUGCGAACACUUUGUAGAGCUGAUCCCCCUCGCUGCUUUUAGUGGGGUCCUUCUUGCUUUCCGUGGAGGGCAUCCUACUUCACAUCGUCCUUGAAACUCACAGGUCUGAGCUUCAUCUUCACUGGGACAACCAGUAAUGGUGAAGAUAUAUCCCUUGAAGCGUUUAAAGGCUGAAUCCUGACCGAAGAGUCAGAGACACCUGAGGGGGUGGAUGAAGACAGGAGGAGGGGCCUUCGGGCUGGGAGUGUCGGCGAGAGGUCUGGGAAGGCGCUUUGCACACGGGCAUUCUCAGUCCCUUUGACCAGACUCUGAGGUUCCCGUGCUCCAGAAUGGUGGGGAGCAGAUUCUCUAGGGGGCACUUAUUAUUCCCGCUGUUUCUUCUGCUUAUUCUUAUGACCUCCUGGCAGAGAGAUCACCAGACAGAGCCGUCCUUUCCAGUGUGCACCUUGAGGGAGCUUCCGGCAGUUAGAGCUGGGUCCACUGCAACUUGGGUCUUGACGAGACCUUAUAACAUGUUUUCACAGCGGACCUGGGCCUGAGGCACAAGACCUCUAAGAGCCAGUUUUCCAAAGAGUAGAACCUGUGGGGCACAGCUCCUCAAUGCUUUUUAAAAGUUCUGACUGUGGAACAAACGUGUGCUGCUAAGAGGAUUUACAAGUGUUCCCAAAACAGCAACAAGAAGGAGUGUCCUUAGUGGUUUCUUAUAUUUUGGGGGAAAAAAUCAUUGCUGUUUGUCUCAUAACAGAAUUCAUCUCUAGUUAGUGACAGCGUGGCAGCCCCGUGCACCUCCUCCCCUGGUGAACGCCGGCGGGAGCUCCCAGCCUGGGCCCUAUGCGACUCACAUCCCUUCCAGAAGUUCCCACUGAAUACAAAUCCAUUCUCUGACCCGAAUACUUUCCUCUUCUAGCAUAUCAAUUGCCAGUGAUUAUUAUUAUUUAUCUAAAAAUGGGCUUGAUGCAUAUUCAUGAUGAUUAUCAGGGAGGCAUUGAAUUUGAAGUCACUAGAAAGACACUAUUUGCAAAGGUAUGCCCUACACAGCAAGAGUGUUGUGGCCGUGUAAGGCAGCCUUCCGCCUGCAAAGCCACCAGGCCUUAAGUGACCUUGGGUUUAUCACGAAGUGGUUCUCCGGGACAGAAUCAAGCAUCUGUCCAGUGGGACGUCACUGCCCUGCUCCCAUUAUAAUCGCCUCUCUCGUGGAAGACAGAAUACGGGGGCGGGGGCAGGAAGGAGUGCGGUGCUCGCUCCGACCACUUCUGCAGGCUGGGCACCCUCAGUCUCUGCCUUGGGAUCGGUUGAUUAUCAUUGGCGGUGCUGUGGUUGAGCCUUGGUUUGGGCAGUGACGUGAUCGAAAGGCCACCACGGGGCGCUCAUGUCACCCGUUGGUGAGCUGGCUUGAAUUGGUUGUGAACUUCCAAAAUCUUCAGGUCGGACAGGACCUGGAGGCAAUCAGGCUUCUUGAACAUCCUCUCCUCCCCCUCCCCUGCCACCCCGUAAGCUGUCUUGGCUGCCUUAGGCUGGCAUCUCCUUCGCUGCCCGGGAACGCAGCAGAGGUCUGUGGUGCCGCUCAGCCCUUCUGCUCCUCUGCCCUCCAGGUGGAUUCAGUCCUCAACUGUCCUUUCCUCACGUGUUUCUCUGCAUGCUUCUGUCCCUUCCACUCUGUCUCAUUUGACCCAAGGGUUUUUUAUUAGUAUCCAUUGGGUGAAAACAGUUAUAUCAGAUAUGUAGGUGGAUUGACAGAUAGGUCUCCCUGGUGUCUCUGACACAUGCCCAGUAGAUCGAGUCUGUUCUCCCUGGCUUCUCUGCUUGGUGGGACUGAUUUCAGUGUCCAGCACUAGGUCAGCUUCCACUUGUUCUGUCAGACUCGAUUGCCACCGAACUUCAAGGUUUCUGUCUGUCUGCGUGAAAACUACCAGCAGUCAGAAUUUCAGUGCAUAGUACUGAGACCUCAGCAUGGCAGGUGGGAACUCAUUUUCCUUUUCCCUGGGAGCAUCCGAGUCCCCAGGUGGCUCCUGGGAGGAGCUAAGGAUAAAGGCAGUUUCUUGCCAGCAGCGCUCUUGGGAUCCCUGCUGCGUUAUGUCCCAUCCCCGCUACAUUUACUCUCACGGUCCAUUUCGUUCUGCUGUUCCUACUGGGACGAGGCUUAGAUCUCUUUCCUGGUGUUCUGAUUUGGUCUCAGACCUCAAGACCUCUUCCAGCCUCUCCCUAAAGUGGUUCAGAGCUGGUCUGGAAGGGGCCUGCCUUGGUCUUAACCGUACACGCCCAAAGGUGGUGUCCAGCCAACUCUUAAGCAGUUCUAGUUCACCUCAGCGUGUAAAUAGUGAAUAUUCAAGCCCCGUGACCAUUUUGCUGACCUAGCAUGAGGCUUGCCUGCCUGCACUAGCUUCCUGCUUUUAGAGGGACCAGAAGUUCAAGGGUGUGAACGAGUAUAACUAAUCCUUGAACCAAAGCUGGGCUGUAGCUGGCACCUGCACGGCCGUGGGCUGGGCCCGUAGCUCCAGAACUGAUCUGGGCACUGUGGCUGACAGGCAGUGGUUAAUUGUGCCAGAUUCCUUCACAGUUUGCCGAUUCCUGUCCUAGCUCGUGAGAGAGAUGAGAGCACAGCUCCUAUUGCUAUUUAAAGAUUUCUCCUCCACCUGCUGCUGCUUGGGUUUGUUCUACAACCAAGUGAUUGGUUACUUAUGCUUUGCAAUUGUGUGUGCUGUGGUUAGAGGCACAGGCUAGAAACACUCUGCACCCCAUCCCCAGGCCCUAGAUUCAGCAUCUGUCCCCGUGGCUUGUCCCAGUCCCCGGCACCCUUCCCAAGUCCCUGUGCCUUAUGCAUGCUGAGACAGCGCCGCCUGCCUCUGCUUGUCUGUCUGGUGUGUGUGGGGGCAAAUUGCUCUGGUUCUCUCCACUGCCAUUUCCACAUGCCUGCUGCUCCCUCACUUCAGCCUGGCCCUGCCCCCACCUCUCACGGAGGAGCUGGAGUCCAGGUUCACUUGCUGAAGGACCAGCUGGCUGCCGAGGCUGCGGCACGGCUGGAGGCCCAGGCUCGCGUGCACCAGCUCUUGCUGCAGAAUAAGGACAUGCUGCAGCACAUCUCCCUGCUGGUCAGGCAGGUGCAGGAGCUGGAGCUGAAGCUCUCGGGCCAGAACACUAUGGGCUCCCAGGACAGCUUGCUGGAGAUCACCUUCCGCUCCGGAGCGCUGCCCGUGCUCUGCGACCCCGCGACCCCCCGGCCGGAGGACCUGCCCUCGCCGCCCCUGGCCCCGCCGGCGGGCAGCCCCCUAGUGGACCACGGCAUGUUUGAGAAUCUGAACACAGCCCUCACUCCAGAGCUCCAGCCAGGCUGCCCCUUCCCUCGCCUGUCCAGGCCGGCGGCCCCCAGCUCUGCGGCCCGGGGACUCCGGGCGGGCAGCAGCCAGCAUCUCAGGAGCCUGGGCAAAGCCGUGGGGGCCCAAGUUAACGACUUCCCGCGCAGAAAAGAGGCCUGGUGCCUGGGCGGUGUGGGCGCGAUGGAGGUCAACACGACCGCGGGGGCCCUGCUAGCCGGCGGGGCUGACCUGGGGGACGAGAGGUCAGCCCUGCAAGAAGCGGUCCCACGGCUGGACCCUCCUCCCGCAGCCAGGAAGCGGACCCCUCGGGCCCUGAAGACCACGCAGGACAUGCUGAUCUCGUCGCAGCCUGUCCUCAGCGGUCUGGGGUGUGGCACCGAGCUGUCCCCCGGGGAGCCCCAGGACUCCCCGCCUGCUGCCCGGCCCGGCCCAGCGGACGCAUCCCGGCCAGAGGCCCCCGGGGGGACGGCGGACGGGGGCCAGGCCCUGCCCAAUGGGGAGACUUCCCUGUCCGUCCCGGACCUGAUCCAUCAGGACCCCCAUGAUGAGUCCGAGCUGAAGAUGGCCGAGCGCCGAAGGGCCUCCUCCCCGGGGCCCAUGGAGAGAAAUGGCCUCAAACUCAGCCUGAGCCCCAUCGGCCUGGCUGAGCCACCGGAGGACAGCAGCCCCCCUCGGGCACGGACCUCCAGCCUUGACACUGAGGGCCCACACCCCGACCUGCUGUCCUUUGAGUAGAGCCCCUUCUCUUCCCUGCCGAGCACCCCCUGCGUCUCUUCUCCACAGUGUGCCCUGGCCCCGGCCCAGCUCCCCACGCCCUUUGUCCGUGUGCAGGGCCCCCACAGAGAGCGGGCUCUUUCUCAGGGUGCUGGCUGCAGCCCUCGGGGCUGGGCACCUCUGCUCCCCUGUGGCCCUGGCUUCCCACGAACCGCAGGGCAACCAGCCAGGGUGGAGCGUUUUGCGGAGAUUCUCUGUGCUUGUGCGCGCACGUUGCCUGCUCCCUGCCUGCCUCCCUCCCCCGCCCGCCUCCCCCUUCCUUCCUUGUCCUCCCUGGGGGGCCAGCGCCCUCCUGCCUCGGGGGGAUCAGCAGGCUGGGGGUCGAUGGGUUCAGCCUGGUGAGAGGCCCGGCCCAGGCGCAUCUCCUCCCGGCCAGAUGCACAGGCCCCUGGCUACCACCUUGCUGCCGCCCUGGGGUGUGGGCCGGGGGAAGCGGAUGGCAGGCCUGAGCCCUCAGGCAGCCUUGCUACCCAGGGAGCCCUCCCCCGGGCAGGGCACAGGGGAAAGAACAGCUGCCCUUGAAUGCCUGCGCGGGAGAGAGCAGGGCUUCCCUGGUCGUGCAGACAGGCCGUGGCAGGAGCCGCAGAGGGUGUUUGGAGCGUGUGGGGGUGGGGGAGGCCCAGGAGGCGGCCCCGAGCAGGAGUGGGGAAGGGGGUGACACAGGACAGGGAAAGAGCAGCUUGGAGCAGGACAGCCCUCAGGGGCCGGCCCACAGCCGGAAGUGAUUUGUCUGUGGGGGGCCGGGGGUGAGAGUGGGGCGCAGCAUGCAGGCAGAUGCUCGUGAGGCGGGAGGUGCUUGGCCCUUGUGCUGAAGUUUCUGGUCCCAGCCUGCCCGCCUUUACCCUGCUGCCCCGCGGUGCCCUCUGCAGCCCUGCUGUUGGGAUCUGUGUGAGGGCCUGGCACGGUUGCUCCAGCCCAAACCGGUUCCCGCCCUCCUGGGUUAACCCACUUUUGUGUUUCUGUCUCCCACUAGGGGCCCUGUCAUGCUGUCUUCCUGCAGCCUGGAGACCUGGGCAGGGGGUGACCCCAACCCCGGGGACCUUUGCAGCAUGAAGAGAAUGGCACUUUUCUUGAACAGGGAGCUGCUUCUGCAGAGAAGGCUGGGGUGCCAGAGGCUGCCAGGCCUCGCUAUUCUCUGUCUUGUGAUUCUGGCUGCCAUUGUUUUUCUAGUCAUCGUCUGGCUUCCCACCCACAGCCCACUUCCCACUUCAUCUCAUUGGCCAGUUCCUGCUCCCCUCCCUGCCACCUCUGCCUAUAAAACAUGCAAGCUGGGGACAGGGGGGCCCCAGAUGCGGCCACCUUUCCUCCAUUCUUGCUCUGCAGCCCCGUGGCCUGGCCAUAGCUGCCCGCUCGCUUUCCUCCCCGUCUUCCAUAGCUCCAGGAAGCAGGGCUUCACCACGCACUCACAGCAAAACCUCUCUCCCCUUCCCCGCGAGGGCACGCGUGUGCUGGGCUCCUGAAGGCCGUGGCAAGGGGAGAAGGGCUGUUACUGAACGUAGAUCCCGCCUGACUCCCAAGAACAUCACAAAGACAUGACAUGUGACCCUGUUCACAAGCUCUCAGGACUAGCAUUUGGGGGCCUGUGAGUUUUCCCGGAAUGACUUGGGAUUUUGCACAAAAUAAGAGCUGGGAGUAGGGAGAGAACCUAAAUACGCCUGCUGGGAGCUACCCCAGUUUCAUGUGAGCUCCGUCCAGUAGUUUGGUUUGCUUCUGUGAUGGGAAACUUAGCAGGCCCCUGCCCUCUGUGGCAGCUUUCUGGCAGAGACCAGGAUGGCCUGGCCGGGUGAUCGCCAUUGGCUCAGAGGUCGCGGGCCCAGGCUGGCUUCAGCACCUUGUUCUCCAGUCCCAGCCACUUGCUGUCCUGGCCCCCAGACUGGUUAACCCAGGGAUCUUACCGGGCUGCCCGAGGACCAUCACCAGGGUGACCCCCGAGUUGCUCAGACUGGAGUCCAAUACUAAGUAGGGGGCUGUGGGGCCCUGCUUCCGUCUCUGGCCAGCCUGUGAUCCCCACCUCAGCCAUCCUCCUGCAAGGGUGCGGCCGUUCUCGGGUGGGGCUCCCGGACUGAGGUCUGCUUGCAGCUGCUGCAGGUAGUGCCUGGUGCUCUGGGCCAGGUGGUGCCCACAGGCAGGCAGGAGUGAUGGCUCCCGACCCCGCAGGAGGCCAAAGGCCCACUGGGCUUCCCAUGUCUGUCUCAACACCCUGGCCUUCCUGUGAUUGCAGCAUGCCCCCACCUCCCGUCCCAUGACGUGCCCCCUGUGACCCCAGCUUUCCUGGGAGCUUGGCUGUCAGGUGGCCCCGUCCGGGCCAGGGCAGGGUGACAAGGAAAAAUGAAAGACCUGUUUUCUGUGUCCACAAAAGGAAGUUGGGGCCACAGAAUCUUUUCUCUGUCCAUUAACACCCCCACUCCCCACGUCCCCAUGUUCAGUACAGAGCUUUACCCUGGUAGAUCUCAAGGGAAAAUUCCAGACUGGCAGGAGGUCGGCCUGUUCCCCUGCGUGGGGAAAGGUGGGUCUGUGUUAUCCGUGUGGGUGACACGACGACAAGCGCGUAUGUAAUCCACUAACUUUUAAAGAACAAAGCUUGCCCCCAGUUCGGGAAGAAGAUUAUGGAUCUAUUCUGAGUAUUUUCUAGAGGUUUUAUAUUUAUAUUUUUAGUAAUUUUCUGGUAGAAGGAACUUGCACAAUAAAAUGCUGUGCUUUGGU